CAUGCGUACGGCACAGCCUACGUCUACCAUGUCUACCGAAAGUCUGAAGAAGAUCGCCUACGAUGCCAUAGAUCGUGCCGCAGCAGAUUUACUGCGUGUAAGCGAUACAAUAUGGAGAAAACCGGAGCUGGCGUUUGAGGAACACGAGGCUCACGCGCUGCUUACGUGUCUCCUAAAACAGUACGGGUUUUGCGUAGAUGAGCAGUACACACUCGCUACAGCUUUCAGAGCCACAGCUGGGCAAAAAGAAGGCAUUCAUGUUGCCAUCCUUUGCGAGUACGACGCACUACCAGAGAUAGGUCACGCGUGCGGUCACAAUCUGAUUGCAGAGGCAGGUGCUGCUGCUGGAAUUGGUCUAAAGGCUGCUCUAGAAGCCAGUGAAACAUUACUAGGUCAUUUGUCUGUCCUUGGAACACCGGCAGAAGAAGCAGGAGGAGGAAAGCUUAGCAUGAUUAAAAGUGGCUGCUUUAGCGAUGUCGACUUUGCAAUGAUGGUUCAUCCAUGUCCUGUUGAUUUGCCGGUUGGUGCAUUUAAUGCCAUCGAUGAAAUCAAGGUAACAUACACUGGCAAAGCAUCACAUGCAGCGGCCUUUCCUUGGGAAGGUGUCAAUGCCCUCGAUGCUGCCGUAUCUGCAUACAAUGGCAUAUCAAUGCUCCGACAGCAGAUGAAACCAAGUUGGAGAGUUCACGGCAUUUUUACCAAUGGUGGUGCCAAACCAAAUAUUAUUCCUGAAAAGGCUGAGCUAGAGUAUUAUGUACGAGCACCGACUGCUAGAGAACUGGCUGCACUAAAGGAGAAAACCAUGGCAGUGUUCCGUGGAGCAGGACAGGCAGCAGGAUGCAAGGUUGACAUUGAAAGUGGCACAUGUUAUUCCAAUUUAAUAAGCAAUACCGAUCUCAUACAGCUGUACACAGAGAAUGCUAAAAAAUUAGGAAUUCAGUUCCCUGAUAAUCUUGAUUCAGCUGUGGGUGGGUCGACAGACAUGGGUAACGUUUCUUAUGUUGUUCCAUCUAUUCAUCCAAACUACAGCAUUGGGUCGAAAGCUAUUAACCACACAAGGGAUUUUACGGCUGCUUCAAACACCAACCAUGCCCACGAACGCACUCUAAUUGCUGCAAAGGCUCUAGCUGCAACAGCCAUUGAUGUUCUUGUCAACCCACUCUCCCUUCAUAAGAUCAAAGAGACUUUCAAGCAGCAGGUCAAGGAUUCGUAGACAUGGACUUUAUAUUAACAAAAGUUUGUUACCCUACGUUAUAACUGCAGUAAAUGACUUUACACAUACAUUGAUGGCUGAUUGUUGUUUGACUGUUGUUUUCAUAUUACAACAAUUUGUCCCAAUUCAUCUAAACCAUACUCUGUUUCAACUGUGACUUUCAAAUAGUUCAUGAAAGCUCUAUGUAUACUGUUUAUGAAGUUUACGUACUAGAUCACUCGGAUUUUCAACCUUAA
Messenger RNA from Corticium candelabrum, 1449 nucleotides. RefSeq names its product peptidase M20 domain-containing protein 2-like. NCBI's taxonomy places the organism in Eukaryota, Metazoa, Porifera, Homoscleromorpha, Homosclerophorida, Plakinidae. Gene Ontology annotation, molecular function: dipeptidase activity. The record is from RefSeq and is a predicted model, not a curated record. The coding region runs from base 2 to 1213 and encodes 403 amino acids. The transcript is spliced from 2 exons.